Molecule: messenger RNA, 1349 nt
Organism: Cornus florida
Lineage: Eukaryota; Viridiplantae; Streptophyta; Magnoliopsida; Cornales; Cornaceae
Product: putative F-box protein At5g44220
Exons: 2
Coding region: 215-802 (195 amino acids)
Molecular function (GO): protein binding
Source: RefSeq, a predicted model, not a curated record
GUCCACCUCAUUUUAGGGCUUUUUACGCUCUUUUCCCCCCAAAAUUUCCCAUCGCCCAACCAUUCCUCCUCUGUUAUCUGCAAAUCUUCCUUCGUUUCUCUCUCAAAAACUGAUUUCCUCUCUCUCUCUCUCUCUCUCUCUAGAUUUAUGCUUGAACUUGGAACCAUAGGUUAGGGCUAUAGCUACUGGGUCAGUUUGCAAUCGGAAAGAAGCAAUGGAAUCUGUUCAUCAUCAAUGCAUUGACAAACAUCAAGCUUCCGCUUCCGCUUCAACGAUGGGAAAGGAAAGAAAGUUUGAUUGUUUUUCAGUUCCGCCAGAUAUUUUCGUCAAGAUACUUGAACAGCUUCCGGUGAAAAGUUUGCUAAAAUUUAGAUGUGUUUCCAAGCUUUGGUGCUCCAUUAUUGAUAUAGCUUUCGUUAACUGGCACCAUGCUAGCUCCGGUACCAGUAUCCUCCUUGUUAGCAAAAGAUAUGAUGGUUGUCGACUACUCGAUUCUGCAGAGCCAGAGGGAGACAUAGUCCAUCACAUUCUAUAUCUGCCCUUCUCCGCCUUAGAGUCAGAUACAAAGUAUCACUGUGUUAACGGUUUGAUCCAUACGGACGGCUACAUAUGGAAUCUUAGGAUGCGAGAACGCAUAUCCAUCCCACCCAUGACCCUGUCUUUUCUCAUGGAAGAUUCAGAACCCUUUAAACUGAAAAUUUAUCACUUCUUAGGGUUUGAUCCUUCCACAAUGGAAUACAAAGUGCUUAGCAGAUGCUCUACUACUAUUCACAAUGGCGUUAAAGGAAAAAACAGGAAUUGAGUACAAGAUUUUGACUCUGGGGACCAACUCUUGGAGAGAUAUUGAUGAUUCUAUGUUGCAUCAAUUUGUUGAAUUAAUGACGAAUAUUGAUAGAUAUUGUUGCAUUGCCGGUGUUAUCUAUUUUAUACUUACUUUGGAUACGAUUUCAAAUGAAGAUGUGUUGGUUGCUUUCGAGGUGGGACAGGAGAAGUUUCGAGUCAUACCUCUUCCUCAAGGAGCCAAUUAUGACUCUUAUUUAAUACCUCUUAGAGAGCGUUUGGCAGUGAUAGAUUAUGACCUGAAGACAAUUUGGACAUUAAAAGACUACUCCAAGCAACUGUGGAACAAACGGAGCCUGAUCGAUGAGGGGGAGCUACUAAUAGAUCAUAAUGGCGCGAAGUUGAUACCAUUUGGUACCGUCCAUACCAAUGAGAUAGUAGUCCAGUUAUUUUAUCAAUGAGGACAAUCAAAACUGUGAGUUUUCUAACUAAAAAGAUCACUAAACUUUUCAUUUGUGCAAUGCUAUUUUAUUUUAUUUUUUUCCCAGUAAAUAAAUUUUCCCUCCCAA